Molecule: messenger RNA, 19111 nt
Organism: Ostrea edulis (European flat oyster)
Lineage: Eukaryota; Metazoa; Mollusca; Bivalvia; Ostreida; Ostreidae
Product: sacsin-like
Exons: 11
Coding region: 3613-16968 (4451 amino acids)
Molecular function (GO): Hsp70 protein binding
Source: RefSeq, a predicted model, not a curated record
UUUAACUGCAGAUAUAAAACUUUGAUAUAAAAUAAGAAAAGGGCCGGUGGACAGAUUUAAUGUAAUGAUUGUAAUUAGUUCUGUUUUACUGUUGCUUUAUCACAAAACCAGAAAAAAAAUCACAAUUUUGAAAAUUCAGACAGACAAUUUUGUAUACCUUAUUUAGUUUAGGCACAAUCAUAAGAUGAGUUACUAAUUAAAAUAUUUCUGUUGUAUCAAACACACCCUAUUUGCAAAUGUUGGACUGCUCCAUUGUUUCUGUACAAUGGAAUUUCCAACUUCAGCAAAAGUUUUCAUCGCCAUCCUUUAAUAUGGUGAUAGAUAUUCCCUUUAUCCUGACAGGGCAGGCCUUCAGAGCAUGGGAACUUGUCACUUUUGUUAUGAAUAUUGAAACUUAAUUAUGAAAUCGAGAAAGAAAUAUUUAUAAUACAUCAUAUCUGUUUUAAUCUACAUUGUUCAUUCUACGUAAAUUAUAGACAAAUGAACAUCAAAAUACAAAUCUAAAAUCCUUAGAUCAUUGGCUAUUAUCAUUAUGCUAGCAAACACUUCACUGUGUUUAUUUUGAUUUUUUAAAAAUGUCAUUUACCAUGCAUUGGAAAUUAAACAAAUAACACUAAAUGCAUGGUAUCUGCACAUUGAAAACAUUAAGACCACAUGCUCUGUUCUGAAUGUGCGCUGCUCUUAAAAUCGAAUUCAUUAUAAUAACAACACAAUUGUAACACUUUCAUAAUUGAUAUCAAAUUGAAUUCUAUUCAUAAUUGAAUACAAAAUAUAUCAAUAAAUCAAUCAUUUCAUCAGUAUACUUUUUGAUGUACAAGUACAUAAGUUAGGACGGGAAAAGCAAAUGAUUUUGUCAAUAAACUAAUCAACAUAUAAUCAAUAAAAUCAAUCAGAUUUGUAGCAUUUCAUGUUUAUUCUAAUGUACAUAUAUCACUUUAUUUCUACAAUUUUGAAAAACUAACACCAAUAAUAAAUCAAUGAAAUUAAUCAUAAUUCUGAAACAAAAUCAAUAUGCCAAUUGCUUCAUUAGUUGUGCAAUCUGUUUUGGUGUGUACUAGUACAUACAAAUAUGAAGGGAAAAGAAAAUGAUUUAUUCAAUGCAUUGAUCAAUAGGUAAUCAAUAAAAUCAAUCAGAUUGGUGGUAGUUCAUGAUUAUUUCAAAGUGUACAUUUACAAAACAACAGAAACAUAUCAUUUAUAUGCUAUGAUUUUGAAAAACUAAAACCAAUAAUAAAUCAAAUAAAAUUUUGAAUUAAAAAAGAUUUUUUUUUUUUUUUUGGUUGAGGCCAAACAUUUUUUAAGAGGCCAAAUUUGAGCCCAGGCCAACUUUUGAGGCCAGGCCAAAAUUUGGGAUGGAGCAUAAUUAGAGGCCAAUAUUGGGGCCAGGCCAAUUUUGAGGCCAGGUCAAUGGGGCCAGGUCAGGUUUUAUAGUAUGCCCUUUAUUGUGUGGAAUAAUGAAAGGAAAUGAGGACAGGAUGCUGUCAACAUACACUGCUGAUAUCAAAAUUGGAUAGUUGGUUACAAUUAUAAAUCUAUCAACAUUUUAAACUUUUACUUUAAAGUGUUCAUUAUAAAAAUAAUUCAAAAAAUAUCUUUGAAAUGUGUUGAUUCAACACAAUCCCCCGUCCCCGACUUGUAUAUAUAUAAUGAAAAUGUAUAUUUUAUACAUAUUUUAUUCAUUGACUCCACUCCAAGACUCCACGACUCCACUCCAUAAAUUACCCCAAGCCGCUGUCAGCCUAGUGACACAUUCACUGAAACAUGAGCAUAUUACACCAAUUUUCAUAUCGCUUCUCUGGUUACCUGUGACAUAUCGAACGAAAUACAAAAUCCUGUUGUGUACUUUCAAGACUCUACAUGGAUUAGCUCCUGCAUACAUCCAGGAACUAGUUCAAGUCUACCAUCCACAGCGAACACUUCGUUCUGCAGAUUCGUUAUACAUGUACCCUCUUGAUAAUUAAGAAUAUGUUUAUCAAAGGUUUUAAAAAUUAUUUUGAUCGAUUAUAUGCUCAUGUUUAUAUUAGGAUUCUCAAAACAUUGAUGAAUUCUUAUGGGCUGUUAACUUCGAUCGGCUCAUUGGCUGCUUGACAGUUGGUAUUGUGCAUUUUAAUCAAUGAAUAAGAAUAUUUACACAGAACAGGGGAACACUUCGAUAUGUGUCCAUGGAUAUAGAUGCAUACAGUAUAUCUAUUCAUUGACUAAAAUUCCGAUACUCCCUAUAUUGCAUGUACUAAAAUAUAUUGUAACGUGCUAAUGUCCAAGAAUAAGGCAGAUGUUAUAUUUACAGUUUACUUACAAAUAUACACAUAUUUACACACAACAUUUAUGUUGAACAACUUCAAAUAGUUGAAGUUCAAUAUACACAUCAGUCCAUCUGCUUACGGAGCAGAACUGACAUCCAUCUGUAUUAAACGCCAAUACAGAACUGACUCAAACUUGGGCAUGCCCCUCAAACUUCAAGGUUCCCAGCCAAAAUCAUAAAGCACCGAUAAUGGCUAACCUUAAUCAGGAAUAUAAACAAUGAACCCUUAUAUUCCCAUGAGAACAUCGGCGACCACUAGUGUAGGACGCUGACAGACAUAUCCCGUUACCGAUUGUGAUAACAGUAUAGAGCAAUAAAUGCUAAGCAUGCAUACAAGAUAAACAAAUAAACAGAACUAGUGAAACUUCAAAAUUAUGACAAUAUGUUGGAAUGUAGGCUUAAAUAAAUAUGUCUUUGAAUACGUCAAAAUACGGAAUAUUGAAGUAAAACUCAGAUUGCGAUCAUUUAAAAAACUAGUAGGCUUGUUUUAAAGAUCUCAAAAGGUUUUAUUUUCUUGCAUGUUAAAAGUCUAUGUAAGAUUUAAUUAUGCCGGUCUUUGGUGCAUGAUUCUUGGAAUGAGAACCGAAAGCUGAUUUUUAAAAAACAGGCAGGUUAAACCUAUUCUUAAAAAAUAGAAUCGAAACUUGCUUGAAAGAAGUCAUGAUCACAUAUUUGCACAAUACACUCGUUUCAAUGUUUGAUUCGUAACUAAGCAUCGCUUCAUUGACUUCAGUAUACAACUAUCAUGAUAAUGUGUAAAUGCAGACGUCUGUGUAACUAAGCAUCGCUUCAUUGACUUCAGUAUACAACUAUCAUGAUAAUGUGUAAAUGCAGACGUCUGUGGAAAAUCAGUAUAAGGUGGGUACUCUACAUCUUAUCUCUUUGUAAUACGGCGUAUUUCUAUCAAUAUGUACAUAAGCAGGAUGACCACUGUUCCCAGACGUAGUACUUAACCGGGAAAAACCUGCAUUGCCAGACAUAGCAAUUUUGCAACAACGUACGAAGAAAACGUUCCACUACCAGUAUAUAUGUUUCACGCGUAAACUUGUGCCGGGACGGAUGUGAAAACAAACAAACAACGGAGAGCUUUAUAAAAACAAUUCCCUUUCAAUCGAAACAGUGGAGUUUGGAUUUGGAAAUCGUUCCUCUGUGUCUACGCUCUUUACGUGUCUAGUCAGAUUCUGUUUUUGGAGUACUCACAUUACAAACCUGUUUUCGGCGUUUGUACAUAGGCAGGAAAACAUGAGAUGAUCAACCAUGUCGGACUCGGUGGCUGAAGCGAAGAAAUCAACCCACAGCAAGUGAGCAAAAUGGAGUUGAAAGAUUCUGCAAAACGUAAACAAAAGCAGUCAUCAGUGGAAUCACACAAACGAUUAAAGAAGGAAGAUUUGCCAGACACACCCGGGUCUUCAACUAUUAAACACUUCACCGGGAUAAAAUCAGACUCUGCAGGAAGAACAAAACGGCGCAUUCCUCAGGUGGAAAGCUCAGAGUCGAAAGUUUCACGAGUGGAUGAAUGUUGCGGGGCAGAGGAUGGGGAUAGCGAUUAUGAAGGCUUGGAUGAACCUCCAAUUCGGCGACAGUUACAGAACAUCCUGCAACAGUAUCCAGAUGGUCCCCAAAUCAUUAGGGAGUUGGUGCAGAAUGCAGAAGAUGCAGAAGCCAGUGCCUUUAAAGUCAUGCUUUGUGAGAAGGAUCAUUUAGGUCCAGGAGAUUUUCAUCCCAUGUACAGGAAAAUUUUCGAAGGGCCAGCCUUGUGUACAUUUAAUGACGGUGUCUUCUCGGAAAAUGACUGGAAAGGCAUAAAAAAGAUUUAUACCAGUGUGAAGGAGAAAGAUGCCCUUAAAAUUGGACGAUUCGGUUUAGGAUUCAAAUCAGUAUUUCAUCUUACAGAUACGCCUAUCAUAGUGAGUGGAGACCGAUUGCUGGUCAUCAACCCCACUAGGACCACAGAGAAAGUUUGUCACAAUGUCACAUUCAAAAAGCUGACCUCUGAAAAAUACAAAGCGACUCUUUGGCCAGUACUAAAGAAAGUUUUCAAAAUGGAUGCAGGAGGAUUUUUUGGAUUUAACACAUCUUCGGUGAAGAAGGAAUAUUAUCCAAAUACUCUGUUUUGGUUUCCCUUGCGACAAGAACCAUCUUCACUUCUGGACAAGGUCUGUCCACCCUCCAAGAUAAAGAGCCUAAUGGAGUCCUUCAGGAAAGAAGCUGACACCAUUCUCCUGUUUCUUCAGAACAUUAACACAAUCACCAUCAUGGAAAACAAGGACAGCAUACUGUAUGAAGUUACAAUAGAAGGAGUAGGUGCAUCCAAGCAAGAGUUUUCCAAAUCCAGAACAUUCAUAAAGAAUCAGUUGAAGAGCUUAAAAACUAAACCAGACCAUUCCUUAAGCGUCGCUUACAAUGCUCAGCUGACUACCAGCAAUGUGAAAGAGGGACACCAAAAGACAGCAAUGUUCAAAAUAGUCAGCUUCUUUCAAGGCACAACUGAAAUGUCACAACCUCUUAGGAAGCUGUUGGAGGAAGGCGACAAUGAUCCGUUUGUAGGGGUAGCUUACCCAUUGCAGUUAGAUGAAUCGUUCAAUGCACACGUUUUCUGUUUUCUACCUUUGCCUCUGCAGUCCAAAAGUUUGACCAAUUUACCCAUACAUGUGAAUGGGUUCCUUAACCUUGAUCCAACAAGGGAUCAUGUCUUACAAGCCACAGCAGGGCAAGUUGGAAAGAGAGAUGAUAAAAUCAAAUGGAAUGAGCUGUUGAUCAUGGAGGUAAUGUCUCAGGCAUAUGUGAAGCUGUUUGUGGAUCUCAAAAGGGAAGGUAGCCCCGCAGAAGUUAUCUACCGUUGUUUGCCAGAGGUUAAAAACGUUGACUGUAAACUAUGGAGGAAACUCCUUCCACCAGUUUUUGAGCAUGUCCUCAAAAUGGAAGUCUUUCAGACUGAAAGAGUAAAGAAAACAUGGGUUAGUUUUGAAAAUGCUGUAUUUGAUGUAUUUGAUAAGGAAGAAAGAGAAAUAACCAAAGAAAUAGAAGACCAAGUAAUAGAACUGCUCAAAGACUAUGAUGAAAACAUAGUCGUGUUGCCCAAGAAUUUGAAAAGUUUAGUGGAGUCCUGGACUAUGUACAGCUUUCUUCUUGAAGUUCAUCCAAAAGUAAUCAGUUCAAGGUAUGUAGCUGACCUUUUACACAGAGAUCCACAAUAUAAACUGAAGUCCAGAGAAAGCAAAAUAAUCCUGCUAGACUACUUUUUGAGAUGUGCUGAUCCUAAGGAUUUCAGAGAACUGGAAUUGUUGCCCUCAGAUGAUAAGACCCACUUUCUGUCUUUUGUAUCCAAAGGACACUUAUACUUGUGUUCCGAUAAAAAGACAGCUGCAUUGUUUCCAAAGCUGGAGAAACAGUUUUUGUCAGAUUUGCCAAACGACAUGUCAACCAGGCUUCUGAAAAUUCCAAACAAUGUGGUGAAGGAGUGGACUCCUGAAUAUUUCUCACAUCUGCUCAAAGAAUCGAUCAAACUUCAGGGAAUCAAAUCGGCCUCCAUGCUCAAUAGCCAAGACAGAAAAAAGGUGUCAUUGUGGAUUAAACGAGUAUGGACAUUUUUGUCAGAAAAUGAAGAAUUGAUCCAACAGGUUGAAAACCUUCCGAUUCUACUGGAGAAGGAAACUGGAAAAGAAAUUAUUCAAAGACUGCAUGUCUUGAAAGGAAAUUAUAUGCUAACAAAAUCACAGAAUUUGUCUCCACUUCCACAUUCAGUGAGAACAAUUUUGGAAACUUGUGGUAUGAUAUUACUAGAAGAAGUUUUAUUUGUCCAAUAUCCAACAGUUACAAAGUAUAUUGCACAGCCAACAGUCAAAGAUGUUUGCAAAGUGUUGGAAAAAGCCUUAAGAAAUGAUGAGAGAUGCAUUGACAAGAUUAAUUCUCUACCAGAGGCAGUGAGAAAACAAUUUGCUCAAUUCAUGGCAACUUGUGCCCCAUGUGAUAUGACAAAUUCCUUAACCGAAUUUCUAAGGAGAGUGAAAUUAUUCCCAGUAUCCUAUUCACAUGGAGCCACCCAAGACCUUUAUGCAGUUAAUGGUGUUAACGGAAUAGCACCCAAAGGUUUGAAAAAAUUUCCUGUCAAGUAUUGCACUCUUCUGAUCGAUGGAAAUUAUCAGCAUCUGUCUUUUGUUGAGAGUUUGGGUUGCCAGGAAUAUGAAGAAGAGAGGUUGAUGGAGGAGACUUUGUGCAGAAUACGUAGGAAAGAAGUUUAUCAAGCAAGGGAAGUGGCCAUGUUUAUGAAAUAUUUCAUGGAUAGACUCAAUGACUCUACCCCUAAUGAGCAGUUAGAGAUUGCAUCUGCUAUUCCCUUCAUUAAGAAUGGAAAUAAAGAAUUGAAACCUCCAAAGGAUUUCUUUGAUCCACUGAAUGCUGAAUUGUGUGAGCUUUUCCUAGGAGAGGAAAAUAUUCGUUUUCCAAAUAAAACUGGAAAAUUGCAAAGCAUUGCUUCGAAACUACACAAACUGAAGAUAAAAUCCACUGCAGAUGUCACCACAAAGGAUUUAUUAGAAACAAUCACUUUUAUAGAAGCAAAAGGUGCAAAACUAGAUUCCUCUAAACUGAAGAAGAAGGCAAAUGCUUGCUUAAACUUUGCUACGAAUUUGCAGCAAGAUUCAAAAUUUGAAGAUUUCAUUAAUAAAAUAAGGCAACUGCAUUGGAUCCCAGUGAUGAAAAUGAGACCAAUCAAAUAUCCAAAGCAGAUGAAAUGGAGAGGAGAGGAGAAAAAAGGACCAUGCAAGCCCACCGAAGCUUGUUUUCAAGAUCAUAGUUCACUAGUUGGAUCUGUGUUUUUCAUAUCUGACUGUGAUGAAACUCAAAACCUGUUAGACAAAUUACUACAUCAACCAACCUCAGAUUUGGUCAUUCAACAAUUGAAACAUUUAUCAGAGAGGUAUAAACAUUCAAAGAAUACAAUUGAAUAUGAGUUGAUGCUGAAAGAGUUGUAUGAGUAUUUGGCCUCAAAGCCCAUAUGUACAGAAGAUUUGAAAUUUGAAGAUGUUGUUCCAACCAAAUCGUCAUUAACAAGAAGUUCAAAUAUCUACCUUGAAUUUCUGCCAAAUACUCACCAAAUAUCGUUAGAGCCUUACAUGUACCAGUUGAGUGAAAAAUGGUUGGAGUCUGGAAUGAGAAUUUUUUUUAUUUCUAUUGGCUGCAAAGACAGAUUGACAUAUGAAGAUCUGAUACUGGUUCAAGAAAAAAUCAGUGCUUACCACAACACUAAAAAUAGGUCAUUAGAAAGCACCGAGAUUGAAAGAGAUUUGUCAAUGAUGGUUAACAUUUUGGAGAUUUUGAAAGAAAUGCGAGAUGAAUUAUCCCAAGAAGAACUUUCUCGUGUUUUAUUUCCUAUUCAGACAAAAUCAAAGAAACUUAUUCUAAAGCAAUCUCUUGAAUGCACUUAUACAGAUGAUAAUUCUCUAACAGAUGAAUUCUCAGAAUUAGAAGAGGAUGCAGAAAGAGAGGAAGACAAAGAACUUCAAUUUGUUCAUGAAAGGAUUAGAAACUUCAUUGCAGAGUGCCUUGGUGUUCCUUCCUUGACACGUAGAGUGAUGGAAAGUGGUGGAAUUGUUGAUUUGGAGUUUGAGCAAUGGGGACAAGAGGAACCACUCACAACAAGGAUACGAAAUCUUUUAGAUGAUUACACAGAUGGCUUGUCUGUAUAUAAAGAAAUGCUACAAAAUGCUGAUGAUGCUGGAGCAAGCUGUAUGAAAAUACUAUACGAUGAGAGAAAAAAUGAGCAAGCAAGAACGGGUUUGAUCGAUAAAGGUAUGGAAGAGUGCCAAGGACCUGCCCUCUGGUUUUACAAUGAUGCCAAAUUUGAAGACAAAGACUUUCAGAAUAUCAUAAAACUUGGAGGUGGAACUAAAAAAUCAGAAAAGACAAAAAUUGGUAAAUUUGGAUUAGGAUUUUGUUCCGUUUACAAUGUGACGGAUGUCCCCAGUAUUGUCAGUGGAAAAUACCUUGUUUUCUUUGACCCACGAACAAUACAUCUAGGGAAGGCUAUCAAGGACAAAUCAAAGCCAGGUCUUCGCAUUCCUAUAUCAAAGGUGGUGAAUAAGUUCCGAAAGCAGUUCAUGCCUUACAAUAAGAUUUUCCAAUGUGAUCUUUCACCAGAGAGUCGUGGGGGAGAGUAUGAUGGUACUCUCUUUAGACUUCCUUUACGCACUGCUAAACAGGCUGCAGACGACCCAAAUGGCAUCUCAACAACGGAGUACAAACGGGGAGAGGUAGUGUCUAUCAUAAAGAAAUUCAUGGAAUCAGCCGGCAAUCUAUUACUGUUUACCCAAAAUGUGGGAAGAAUAGAGCUACACUAUCUGCAAAGUGAUGAUCCAGAAAAAUGUGAACUGAUAUACUCGGUUGAAAGGAAUAUUGGACACGAACAAUGUAUGAACAUUCUUGAAGAGGCCAAACAAAGGAUAGAUGAAGAUAUGGUUCAGACAUUACAAUUUGAUAUCGCAGUAGAAGUGAAUGCCACUGGCAUCAAAAGCCUACUAGGGAAAGAUUUUGAAAAUAUGAUGACUGGAUCAACUUCCAACUGGAUUGUGUCCUGGGCUGUUUCAGACACGGAGCUAGAUAUUCCAGGAUGUCUUCCUGUAGCCAGUACAGCAAUUCCUCUCUCUUUUUCACUCAAUGGCAGUGGACAAGUACCCUAUGGAUUUUACAACACUGGACAUGUAUUCUGUUUCCUUCCCCUUCCACAAAAAAGUCAAACAGUAGUGCAUCUCAAUGGAUGUUUUGCUGUAGAACAUAGCAGAAAGAGAAUUGUCUCUCCAUCUCCAGAUAACGUGUCAGAAGAACGUGCAGACUGGAAUCAUUCUCUGAUGUCACACGAACUUAGCAUGGCUUAUGUAAAUAUGCUGGAAAAUAUCAAAGAAUGUGCUCAGUUAGAAAACUAUCUGUACUCCACAGCAUGGCCAGUGUCCCUUGAAGGAAAUGCUUUCAACCCACUUGUGUGCGGAUUUUAUGAAACCAUUUCUCAAAAUGAUUCCAAAGUAUUUUUUUCCAAUGGGAAUUUACUUCAGAAGUUUUCUCUCAAGGAAUGUGUUUUUUUGGAUGGUGAUUUGCAAAAUGAUUCCGUGAUUGGUGAAACUGCCUUCCAGUGCUUGCAGCAGUUCAAUCCUUUCCAGAAACAAGUAAUGUACAUGGAUUGUACAAUACAAAAGGAGUUCGAGAAUGCCAACUGUGAAAAUGCCUUGCAGGCACAAAUAUGUUCUGAGAAAAGCUUUCACACACAGGUAUUCCUUGUUAAUCUUCAAAAUGAGUUUUGGAAUUCUGAGAUCCGAAAAGAAGUUCGUAGAAAUCUUCUGAAGCGCAUCCUUAGAAACAAAGGUCUUUUAGAGGUUCGAGAAAAAAUGAAAGAUAUUGAAUGUAUUCCAACAAAGCCCGAUGGAUUACUGCGAAGACCUUCAGAUUUAAUCAAUCCAUACUCUAGAAUCAUUAGCGACAUGUUCUGCGACUCUGAUAAUAGAUUUCCUGAUGAUGAAUUCAUGUCACCAGAUGUCAUGGAAUCUCUAAUGUCUCUUGGGAUGAAUACAGAUCAUUUGCCUGAUGCAUUAUUGCUUGAAAGAAUACGAAAUGUAAAUAUGUGUGCUCAGAUUGAUUGUGACUUGGCAAAGAACAGAUUUAGAGCUGUAAUGAGAUACAUGACACAUUGCAGUGUAUCUCCAUAUGUGUUAAAAGAAAUACAAUGGAUUCCAUUUCUUCCCAUAAUGGUAAAGCCAAAGAACUGGCCAUGCAAGUGGUUUUCAACCAGAGAGUUUCAUUUUGCAGCUCCUAAUGACUUGUUCAGGAUGGAUUGCAAGUUCCUGAUAGGAAGUGUUCAAAAAAUUCUGGAUGAAACCAUUGUAACUGAAUCGGGAAAUGGAUUCCUGAAAAAACUUUUCAUUAAGAGCGUGACUGACGUGAAGAAUGAUCUUGUUAUUGGCCAGCUUCAAGCUAUUUCAGAAUUACGAAACAGGGUCACAAUUUCUCUUGAAGAAUCUACCAAUACUGAGAGGAUAUGUGAUGCAGUAUAUGAUUAUCUAAACAGGACACCACAAUAUGAUUUGAAAUGCUUUCAGGAUUUACCUUGUAUUUGGUUAUCAGCAUCUUUCACAUUGGUGAAACCAUGUUGCUCAUCACUCUGCAGUUCAGAUGAUGCCCCGCCCUACGUUUACAAAGUUGAUCCCAAGUGGUCCAGGUACAAAUCUUUCCUACUGAAUGUGGGUGUUCAUCAGCAUGUAGAACCAGAGUUCAUAUUGGAAAUUUUGAGAAGCAUUGAGAUGAAAGAGGGGGAAAUUGUGGACAAUUUGGAUGCUGUUGUCAGACUGUACAAUUUGCUAUCUAACAGUAAGUGUGUGAAAGGUUUUCCACAGCUUCUACCAGACCAAGAUGGUAUAAUGAGAAAGCCCUGUGAUAUGUGUUUUGAGGAUGGAAAUGAAAAGAUUACAAAUGCAGAUAGACUGGUUUUCACUCAUGCAGAUCUAAAAGUCAAAACAUGCAAGAAAUUCAAAGUGCAUUCCAAAAGUGCAAAGUUUAUUCGAAGAUUCUCAACAGGUGUUCCCUUUGGACAAAAAGAAAAACUUGUUACAAGAGUUAGAAACAUUUUGGAGGACUACCCAUGUGAUAUUUCAAUACUGAAUGAACUAGUCCAAAAUGCUGAUGACGCAAAAGCAACAGAAAUACAUUUUGUGUAUGACCGACAAUCUCAUUCUACAAAGGGACUUUUUGACGAAUCCAUGAAGGGUAUUCAGGGACCGGCACUUGUUGUAUUUAAUGACUCAUGUUUCUCUGAGAAAGAUAUUGAAGGAAUAUCAAAUUUAGGGGAGGGCAGUAAAUCUACUGAUCCAAACCAAACGGGUCAGUUUGGGAUCGGGUUUAAUGCUGUUUACCACAUCACCGAUGUUCCAUCUUUCUUGACCAAAGGAGAGCAAACUCCAAAUGGUGGAACCUUGAUUAUGUUUGACCCACAUUGCAGAUACAUACCUGAUGCAACUCAAGAGAGUCCAGGAAUGAAAGUUGAUGAUCUUGAUUGUGUCAAAGAGAAAUACACAGGUACUUACAACACCUAUCUCCAGGAAAUUCUCCCAGCUUCUACAGGAACUUGGUUCCGUUUCCCCCUCCGAACGAAAGAAAUGGCAGAAAAAUCAGAAAUUAGAAAAAAUGGGGAAAUUAAUGAAAAGAUCAUGAAAGACAUUUUAAUGAAAUUUCAAGAAGAAAUGUCCAGAUCUCUUUUAUUCUUGAAUAAUGUACAUAGCAUAAAAUUGUCAGAAAUUAAUGAAGAAGGGAAGAUGUCAACUUGGUGUGAAGUAACCACUGAAUUUCUUGAAGAUUCAGAAUCAAAUGAGAUGAGAUUGUUUCAGUUAAAGUGUGAUCGUGAGUUGCUAUCAUUGAAGAAAGGAGAGAUGGUAGUUGGGGGGCGUCCUGGAUUUAGUUGUAAUUAUCGCAUUGCUUUGAACGGUGAAGUUUGUGAACAGCAAUGGCAUGAAAUCUGGGCGAUUUCAAGAGUAUUCGGGACAAUGACAGCAGUGGCGGUACCAGAUUUGUUGAGGAGUGGUUACAGGACGGAGAGAGUGAACCUUUCACCAAGAGCUGGAAUUGCAGCUUGUCUACAAUCAAAUUUUCCUUUUGCAGAGCAAGACGAUAAUUUUGUUGACUUUAGCACGAGUUCGCCGUUAAUUUCUCAUGAAGAUUGUCAUUUUAUGGAGCAAGACAGUGAUUCUGUUGACUCUCACAUCAGUUCACCGUUAACUUCUAAGACAUCCAGGGCAUUUUGCUUCUUGCCAUUACCUGGACCAACUGGGCUCCCAGUCCAUAUAAACGGUCACUUUGCUCUGAAUUCGAGCAGAACACAUAUCUGGAGAGAUGACCAAAAAGAACACACUUUAAAGGGUUCAUGGAAUGAAUUGAUAUUGAGUGAUGUUUUGCCAUUUGCAUACAUAACCUCCAUGCAGUUCCACAAGCAGAUCUUGUUUACAGAUUCUCUGGGUAUUCAUGCAGAAAAUAUUGAAAAGUACAACAGAUAUUUCCCAAUCAUUGACCAGAUAAAAGAUGAUAUAUGGAAAACAGUUGUAGAGGUAUUUUACAACAGAGUUCUGUCUCAUGAAAUUGCCUUGUUUCCAGUAUUGCUUGAUGAAGAAACGAUCACAUCAAUGAGGAAAACGGACUUCAUUCUUGCAAAAGCGGCCAUGAUCCAAGACCGGAAAAAUUCCGUGGUUGCAUUUGUACCUUUGAAAAGCAAUGAGCAGGAGUUCCCUGCAUACUUUAAUGAAAUAGAAACGACCUUUGAUAUGAAUCAACAUAUUUCAGAAAAAGAAAGGUUCUCCAAGAUCAAUCAGAUACUUCAUGCUUCUAAGAUAGAAAUGACUGCAGAAAUCACAAAACUUCUUAAGAUGCUCGGUCUUAAACUUGUGGAUUCAACAUCUGAAAUAUUCAAGAGUAUUCAAAUAUCUUUAAAUGGUGAGUUUAUUCCAAAAGCUGUAGAUGUUCAUGAUGUGAUGCAGUUUUUACGAUCAUGGAAGACAACGCAUGUCGAUAAGUGCAGAAUUGAAUCUGUAGAUGUAGAAAUUGGAACAUCACUGUUGAUCGAUGUGACAAAGGUGAUGUCAUUGUUGUCUUAUUUCUUUCAAACUGGUGGACACAUCAAACAACUUGAGGGAAUUCCAUUAUGUGUCUUGGAAAAUGAGAAAUUGACAUGUUUUUCUAGAUUAUGUCCAAAAAUAGUGUCCGAAUUUUGUCAUCUUCUGAAGAAGUCUAGUGAGUAUUUCGUGCAUAAAGAGUUGGUUCCAAUUUUUAAAGAAAGAGAUCAAACUAGCCCAUGUGUGAAGAAUUUGACUAUAGCACAGUUUGCAGAGUUAUUGGAACAGAAUAUUUCGAUCAUCUACAGGAGUAAGAACCCUGUGAAGUGGAAUAACUCUGACGUAGAAGAAAAAUGGAUUCAGGAAGUAUGGCAGUUUCUUUCAUCAACAGACAGAACAGAGAUGAGAGCAAAUGAGUGCACCAAAUAUCUCUCAGAUUGGUGUCUUGUUCCUGUUCAAACCAGAUCAGGGCAAGCUUAUUUAUAUCCCUUGUGCUUAUCCUAUGCUGUUUUCAGUACUGCCUCUGAAUGGGAUGAUAAAACAAUAUUAAACAUGUUAUCCAGUAUGCAAUUUCCAAGAUUAGUGAAGCAGAAGUCUUACAAUAGUAAGGUUCUUCUGAAUGAUUUGUGUGCCUCGGAGUUGACACCACAUAACUUACUGAGGAUGUUUCAGUAUCACAAAGAGAUGUAUCGUGAAAGCAUAUCCACCAUGACUGCUGCUAAAGUGUUGCAAUUUUUGCUGGCCAAACUACACACUGCUGUGAAAAGCAAAGAUCGAAGAACUCUACAAAUUUUUCGAGACACAUGCCUCUUUGAAACUCUAGAUGGCCUUGUCACAGAUUUGCCAGAGAAUAAGAAAAUAAUCUGCUUUAAAGAUAAUGAAGAUAUACCAUUGAAAAAUCUUGAUUCAGUGUGUCAGCGCUUAGAAAUUGAGAUGCUCAAGAGGAAAGACUUGCUGGAAGAUUUUGAUGUCGAUUUCAUGACACUGGAAGACUUUUAUGUUGAUAUUUUCUUGAAGCAGGCAGGUUGUUUGGAGAAUUUCAUCAUCACGACUCACAUGCAAUACAUUAGAGAUGCAAAGUUAUAUUUGUGUGGUCGCUCACAAGAGAUGAAGAAUUUGUUGUCGGGUAUAGCAUGGAUUAAAAAUGAAGAAACUGGAGAACUUCAAAGAGUUUGUGACUUUUACUCACCGUAUGUAAGGGUUUGUAAUCUUUUAUGUUCAAAAAAAGAUUUAUUGCCCUCAGAAUUCCAUGAUAACAAGUGGAGGUGUUUCAUGGAAUUCUCCGGAAUCAAGACAGAGGUACCAUUUGAUCUGUUGCUGAAGUUUGGUAAGCAGAUUGAGAGCUCAAGUAAUGUAGACGAAUAUGUUGCAGAGAAAUCUCAAGUCCUUGUUGAUUACAUUUUACAACACAAGAAAAUGAAAGAUAUGGGAUUUCCUGACUUUAUGCGGAAGUUCAGAAAAAUUAAAUGUGUGGUUCCAUUCCAAGUAUUACCAGAAUAUACAAGCAUACUUCCUCAACAUGAACAUUGUGGACUUGUUUGUUUUGAAGGAUCAGUGGCGUCCCGAGGUUGGGAAAUCAUGUGGUCACGGUGCGACAUUGUUCCAGAGAAAACCAUUAAAAAUGUGGACAGAGAUAUCCUGGGGAUUAAGUCUGUACCGGAUGUCAGUGAUGUGAUAAAUCACAUUCACACUCUUUGUCGAGAAUUGAGAACAAGACAAUGCUCAGUGGAGUUUUCAAAGGUGUUGAUGGAGCAAAUUUAUAGUAAAUUAGAUGAAUUAUUGUCUACUUCAUGUAAUAGUAGACUCGUCACUGAAGAGCUAAAACGAGGACUGACAGAGACACCUUUCAUUUAUGAUAAAGCUACAGACAAAUUCCUUCAUCCAUACGAGGUUGUGCUACGUCUCGAUACGGGAAAGUGUAUAGACAGUUACCUCUACAGAGGUCCGGAAGAAUGGGGCAAUUUUUACGAAAUGUUCAGACAGAUAGGUGUGGAGGAUCAGCCAGGAUUUUAUCACUACUUACGGUUAUUUCAUUCACUGCGUAGUAAAACAUCUUCAAAUACUAUGACACCGGAUGAAUUAGGUAUUGCUAGAAAUGCCAUAAAGGGGUUAGUAGCGUCUCUUCAGCCUGAAAGUCUGUCAGGUCUUCAGCUUCCACAGAUAGUUGAUUUAUAUCUGCCUUCAAAAAGCAACAAACUGAUCUUGUCAACUGAACUUGUUUUGUGUGAUCGAGUAUCUUUUGAAAGAAGAAUUCCAGCUGAGUUUCCAAUAGAUUAUGUAAAGACAAACUCAAAAGAGACCAUGGAAUUGUUAAAGACACUAGAUCACCAAUUCAGACCAAAAUUGAUGUCACAGCUUUUUUACGAGGAGUCCCUUAUAGGGCCUGAAUGUGAGGAUAAUGGAAUGUUGUAUAACCUGAGAAGGGUGUUUCAGUCAGAGACGUUUUUGAAUGGAAUUCUUGGUUAUAUUCAGAAGAAGAAGUCUUCAAGCAUCACAGAGACACAGAAGUCGAGAAUUAAGCAUGCUUUUCAAGAUGCAAGGUUCAAAACAGUUUCUACACUUCAAACAAUUUUGAAUUACAAUGGUACUCGGGUUGAUUCAACUAUUGAAGACAAGUUUAUAUACUAUUCAAAAUCUGAAGGAAAAAUGAUGAUUUAUUUGAGAAAUGAUCCCUCUCUGACUUCAUUUGAAAAGUGUUUCAAGGUAUGGAAAAACAAGCUAUGUCAAGUUUUGUGUCUAUGCUCUGAGUGGUUGCUGUCAAGAGAGGAGGAUGAUUUGAUUCAGGGACUUCUUCAAACCGAGUCUGAUUCCGACAUUUUGGAUAUUCUUGCAAAACAUGAAGUCAAGUUACUAUCAGGAACUUGGUCACAACUUGGUUUACACAUUCCCUUAGACCAGCAUGAUUUGAUUGACAAUGGAUUUUGUGACUUUAUGGAAGAAGAGAUUGUGGCAUAUGAAAGACUUGAUCCAGUAGCAGACCACAACAGUGAUGACAAUAUAAGGGUGGUGGACUCUGAGUUUAUUUAUGUACGUGUGAUGAAGAAAGAAGAUGACUCAUCAGAGGAGUUCCCCAUGUAUACAGUGUUUGAUGGCAGCCAGGAUAUAUCAGUACGUUCAAUUAAACUAUAUAGAAUUAUUCGCAAGACUGAAGAACAGUCAGCAGACCUGGUACCUUUUAGCACUCAGCGGAUUCGAAGUGAGGGUACGGACAAAGAAAGAAUUUUUGCAGAUAUCAGAAGAAUGUUAAUUGCUGCAUGGAAAUUACCAAGGUCAGACAGAAGGAAAGUCAUCAAACGACUAUUUUUGCAAUGGCAUCCAGAUAAAAAUCCAGAAAAUCCUAAUGUGGCAAAGGAUGUAACUCAGUUUAUCCUGGAUAUAAUUGGAAAAUUGCAACGAGGAGAGAUUGGAAUAGAAAAUUACUCAUCAGGAUACAGUACUGGACAUCGAUCUUCCUAUCACUAUGGUACAUCAUCAAAUGAGUGGUACACUUUCCAAGAAACAGUUAACAAAUGUAGCAGCCGAAGACAGCAAAAUAGAAGAAAGUAUUAUUACACAUGCUCUGGAGGUAGUGAAUACAGCCAUUUUGGUUAUCAUGAAUAUCAAUAUUAUGACAGAUGCUCUGGAGGUAGUUAUUACAGGCCACCAAAUCCACAACCAGCUGUUGCUCUGCAGUGGUUGAGGCAGUCUAAGUACGACUGUAUUGCAGCUCGUCAACAACUGCAGGCCUGUAUAGCGUCACUAAACGGUGGGGAUGCAGUGAAAACAUGGAACUGGAUAUGCUACAAAUCUCAUCAGUCGUGUGAGAAGGCAUUUAAAGCUUUGUUGUAUGGUGAGGAUGCCAAUAUUGCCUCCAGACACCAGACCACCCAUGAUUUGUCGUCCUUGACAUCGGCUUCAUCCUCUUCAGGAUCCGUUCAGGCCUUGGUGAAUCAGUUUUCCAACAGCGUCACCAAUCUUCACACAACAAUGAGAUACCCCACCGAUGGACAUAUACCCGGGGACCAGUUCACCCGUCAGCAGGCGGAGGCAGCUGUAGAAAUUGCAGAGAGAGUGAUUGAGGAAUGUGAAAACUGUUUGGGAUUUUGACCUCUUUGAUUAUAAGUGUCAUUAUACUUGUACGACAUGGCUGGUGGACCUAUGGUCAUAGUGUUCACAACCAAUGGGAAAACCUAAUUUUUUGUACUAUAAACACUAUUGUUAUUUUAACUUUUAUUGCAGUAGAUACCAACAACUGAAAUAGACUGUGUGAGGGAACAGUACUAUUAUAUAACGUUAUUGAAUCCAUGUCAAUAGACUGUGAGGGAACAGUACUAUUAUAUAAAGUUAUUGAAUCCAUGUCAAUAGACUGUGUGGGAAUAUUACUGUUAUAUAAUGUUACUGAAUCCAUGUCAAUAGACUGUGAAGGAACAGUACUAUUAUAUAACGUUACUGAAUCCAUGUCUUGGGUCUUUUGAUAUAAUGUCAUUAAGGCUUGAUACACUAACCUAAGAUAUUUAUUGGUAAUAAGCCCAUGUCGGACAUUUCGUUCUUUUUGCGGAGUAAUGACAUGACCAUUAUAAAUGUAGAAGAUCUGCAUGUGCUCGUUUUAGAGGAAAAAAGUUUCUCUUAAUUUAAAUUCUCUUAAACAUUCGAGUUGAGGUAAAAGAUUCCAAGGGGAUUUAAAUACAGUACAAUAUUAUUAGAUGACAUUCAAACAAUCAUCAGAGUAAUAACCAAAAUUACAAUUCUGUAACAAUGACAGAUCAUUAUAUUUGGAAACAUUGCAGUGUAUCGAAACUCCGUACCUGAUCAGGAUAUGGGGCUCACGGCGGGUGUGACCGGUCAACAGGGGAUGCUUACUCCUCCUAGACACCUGAUCCCACCUCUGGUGUGUCCAGGGGUCCGUGUUUGCCCAACUAUCUAUUUUGUAUUGCUUGUAGGAGUUAUGAGAUUGAUCACUGUUCGUUAUCUUCACCUUGCAUUAAACACAUUUUUACUAACAUAAUUCGUAUUUUUGGGGCGAUUUUUGAUAACCAAUUGUAAAAUAGUAAGUUGUAAUGUUUUACAUAAUAUUCUUUAGAUUAACACAGGAAGUGAUGUGGUUUGUGCACCUAUGUUCUAGAUUUAGUAGAUAACAGUGUUUGUACAUCCUUCUAACAUCUGUAGGUAUAUUGAGGUUCAGUGUAGUUAAUUUUCAUCUUAACUGUGUAUAGGAAUUUGUAUACAUUUACAUAUAUUAUUAUUCUGGGAUACAUGAUAAUAAUCAUAAUGAAUAAAUGAAAUGAUAAAUAAAAUCAUAAUAACAAUAAUGAAUAAUAAAUAAAAUAAUAAUAAUGAUAGAUAAAAUUUAUAUAGCUCCUACAUGUAGAGUUUGUCACUGUGUUUUAGCUCACCUGAACUUUUGGCUUGUGUUAGAGUUUUUUCUGAUCUAGUCUGAAGUCUGUUAUGUGUAAACUCUGGUUAUUUACGUUUAUUGAAAUGGAUAACCAUACCCCCUCCUUUCAAAAGGCAAAAGAAAGAAGUAUAAAAUUAAAGUGGAAAAAAUCAUCAGUGGACAAGGUUCACCUUCAACUUAAAUGAAAGCUGAAUUCCUCAGAUUCGGAAUCUUUUAAGGAGGAGGGUUGUAAAAGUUAACCAGGGGUGGGGAGAUGUAGCCUCCCUCUGUAUCUGCCACUGGACUGUUAAAGUUAACAGGGGUUGAGAGAUGUAGCCUUCCUCUGUAUCUGCCACUGGAUAACGUUAACCAGGGGUGGGGAGAUGUAGAGUCCUCUGUGUCUGCCACUGGACUGUUAAAGUUAACGGGGGGAUGUAGCCUCCCUCUGUAUUUGCCACUGGAUAACGUUAACCAGGGGUUGGGAAAUGUAGAGUCCUCUGUGUCUGCCACUGGACUGAUAAAAUUAACCAGGGGUGGGGAGAUAUAGCCUCCUCUUUAUCUGCCCCAUGACUAUAUCGUACAUUCAGAGCAUGACGUGGUCCAGAAUGUGAUUACAAUAAGGAUUUUACACAAUAAUUAGUUAAUAUAAGCAUUCUCUUCAAAACAUGGAGGAACAUUUUGUCAAUGUUGCAAACAGUUUAUUUGAAAAAUUUGACAGUGGCCGGUACAGGUUGGGGUUGGCAGUUUUAAUUUAAUUUUUCUGUACACGGAUAUGAAAUCCAAUGCUCAGGUGAGCGAUGUGGAAUGUAGGACUCUUUCUCUACAGACUUGCUGUUAUUCUGUCUUUUUAUGUCAUGAUAAAAGUGAGAAACAUUG